This is a messenger RNA of Oncorhynchus masou masou (cherry salmon), 2172 nucleotides long. Its product is annotated as zinc finger protein 239-like. Bases 986 to 2032 code for a protein of 348 amino acids. The record is from RefSeq and is a predicted model, not a curated record. The transcript has 2 exons. Lineage: Eukaryota; Metazoa; Chordata; Actinopteri; Salmoniformes; Salmonidae.
ACCUGAAUCAACUCAAAAUGGAGGAAGGAGAUUCUCUGCAUAGAGUUAACCUGAAUCAACUCAAGAUGGAGGAAGGAGAUUCUCUGCAUGGCGUUAAUCUGAAUCAACUCAAAAUGGAGGAAGGAGAUUCUCUGCAUAGCGUUAACCUGAAUCAACUCAAAUGGAGGAAGGAGAUUCUCUGCAUAGCGUUAACCUGAAUCAACUCAAGAUGGAGGAAGGAGAUUCUCUGCAUAGAGUUAAUCUGAAUCAACUCAAGAUGGAGGAAGGAGAUUCUCUGCAUAGAGUUAACCUGAAUCAACUCAAGAUGGAGGAAGGAGAUUCUCUGCAUAGCGUUAACCUGAAUCAACUCAAGAUGGAGGAAGGAGAUUCUCUGCAUAGCGUUAAUCUGAAUCAACUCAAGAUGGAGGAAGGAGAUUCUCUGCAUAGCGUUAACCUGAAUCAACUCAAGAUGGAGGAAGGAGAUUCUCUGCAUAGCGUUAACCUGAAUCAACUCAAGAUGUCCGCUGCUGUUUCUUUACCCAUCUUGAGACUCCACAGACUGACAAAGGAUCAACUGUCUCUCUGUGCUCCCAGACUUAACCAGAACAACCCGAAGAAGAACAACAAACCAGGUAGAAAACCAACAAAGAAGAAAACACCACCAGCAGAGGAAAGAAACAACCCACAGGAAAUGGACACAACUCUGCUGACAACAAAAGUGUUUCUAGCCAGGUCUCAGUAGUGUCAAGACAUCAGCACGGCCCGAAGGGAAGCAAAAAUAAACCCAAGAUCAUUCUCAAAUUCUCCCGCUCCAUCUUGAGGCCUGACACAGCAAAACAAGAGGUGAAACAAGAGAUGGACGAGCUGCCUAUCGGUACAAGAAGUGAUGAACACUGGUUGAACUCUGUGAAGACAGAGAGCUACGACCCAGAGAUGGGUAACACUAGGGGACCUACAGAGAGCGACCCCAGGACAGAUGCACAUCCGCUGGGUAUGAAGAUGAAGGAUGCCCCCCUGUACCACCAGGAUGGAGGGAGGCAGCUGCAGUCGUCUACCGUUCAGCCAUUCAAUCCGGCUGCGUUGCGGUCUGACCUGGAAUGUUGGCCUCACAACCAGAAGGUCCCCAGGUUCCCGUGUCCAGACUGCGGCCAGAAGUUCUUCUCCAAAAUUCAGUUUAAGUUUCAUUCCCCGGAGCCACACCCAGUACCGGCCGCACUCCUGCGAGGUUUGCCAUAAAACCUUCUCCCGGAAAGGCAGUCUAGACGAGCACCGACCAAUCCACGAGGUGGAGCGUCCCCUUCGCCUGCCUCCAAUGCGGCAGAACUUUCACGUUCAAAUCCAACCUGACCCGCCACAUGCGUUUCCACAGCGAUGCACGGCCCUACGCCUGCCCCCAGUGCGGCCAAAGCUUCAAAAUCUCCGACCACCUGAAGAGCCACAUGACGGCCCACAGUGGAAUAAACCGUACUUGUGCCCGGAGUGCGGCCAGAGUUUCGUCCGUUACAUUAGUCUGAAGUAUCACCGGCUGAGCCACACCGGCGAGCGCCCGCUGUCCUGCCCAGAAUGUCCCAUGACCUUUGCCCGGCCGCACACCCUUAUGAUCCACCGGCGACAGCACAGCAGGAAAACGCUGUUCUCUUGCCAGGACUGUGGGGAGCAGUUCAACGAGGGGUACCAAUUGAAAGACCACGUUACAAUGAAACACACAGGGGAGAAACCAUACAAAUGCUCCGAGUGUGACAAGUGCUUCAUCACUUCGGCGUCUCGUAAAGUGCACAUGGUUGUCCACACAGGAGAGAAGCCAUACAAAUGCACAGAGUGCUGUAGGAGAUACAGUCAGAGUGGGCACCUAGCGCAGCACAUGAGGAGACACACAGGGGAGAAACCAUACAAAUGCUCCGAGUGUGACAAGUGCUUCAUCACUUCAGCGUCUCGUAAAGUGCACAUGGUUGUCCACACAGGAGAGAAGCCGUACAAAUGCACAGAGUGCUGUAGGAGCUACAGUCAGAGUGGGUCCCUGAAGAGGCACAAGUGUGAGCAGCAAACCAGGUGAGAGGAACCUCGGGCUCGCCCCAAAUGGCACCCUAUUCUCUAAAUUGUGCACUAGGGCCCAUAGGGCUCUGGUCAAAAGUAGAGCACUGAAUAGGGUGCCAUUUGGCACACAGUCCCAGUGUUCUGAGUGUAGGAACUGGA